Molecule: messenger RNA, 6438 nt
Organism: Nannospalax galili (Upper Galilee mountains blind mole rat)
Lineage: Eukaryota; Metazoa; Chordata; Mammalia; Rodentia; Spalacidae
Gene: Usp54
Product: ubiquitin specific peptidase 54
Exons: 25
Coding region: 1089-6233 (1714 amino acids)
Biological process (GO): protein deubiquitination
Molecular function (GO): cysteine-type deubiquitinase activity
Source: RefSeq, a predicted model, not a curated record
CGCCGCCCGCUUCCCACAUUCAAUUCGCCCAGCGGCCACCGCCAUCUUACAGGGCAUUAUCGCGAGAUAGCUGCAGCCUUUGGGCUGCCGACUUUCCUGCGAUUCACAGUUCUCGCCGGCGCUGAAGGAAGUAUCGCGAGAGCUGGUUGCCUUGGCUCCCUGUAGCUAUAGCAGCCGCGGCGGUUAAGGAUACGACGGCGGGAGCGCCUCGCCUAAGGCUGGACCCGGCCAGCCAGCCUGCACCUGGGUCCUCUAUGGCAUGGCGGGAAUGGUGGCGUUCCGGAUCCUCACCGCCUCCCUUUUCGCCUUUCCAAGAAAUACUAAAUGAAGGAACAUUGACUUGUGAAAGAGGAAGACCUGGUGAACUAGUAGUAGUUGGAGUGGUUCUUUCAGCUUGAGAGACUAUGCUCUCCGGUACAGCUGGCUAUUCUAGUCCCAGAAGAAAAGAGAAGAGACUUUCUGAAGGUCUGGUUGAGAGGGUAGAAGAAAUUUGGGGCAUAUUUAAAACCACAGCAAAGAAUAUCAACACAAAUCCCGCAGAUAUUCCAGACAAACUUCUUGGCAUUGUGGAUCUUUUCGGUUGUUGAGAACUUGGUAUUUGCUACAGAGAAUGAUGAGACAGGCACCAAGAGGGCAAGAAGGGCUUACGCUGGAGUCCUGCCUCUCCUGCCACUUGGAAAACUCUUUAGUCACCAAGAAGGAAUAUAAACAAGACUGAAGAGCAUGUCUCUCCCUGGUCCUGUGUACUGGUAGAGCUGAGGAUUCCCUCUGUUUUCACCAGGACUUUUUGGAAGGCAGUUCCAGAAACAUAGAAGGAAGCAGUGCUUCAGGACUUAUCUGCAUAUGUCCUGUGCCAUGUUACAUUUUGAACACUGAAGUCAGGGAAGGACAGCUUCAUCAUCUGGAUCUAAGAGAAUACCUGAAUCCUUUGAGCUUACAUACAUGAUAUUUGGAAGGUUAUAAACUUACAGUCAUUCAUUAUAAACUUACUAAAUUCUGGAUUCUUUUGAGGACUUCAGCAAACAAAAAUUCCCUGCCAAAAAGAUAUAAAAGGCUCCUUUUGUGCUUUUGGACUAAUGUGAACAAUAAUGUCUUGGAAAAGAAGUUAUUUUUCAGGGGGCCGUGGUACUGUCCAAGGGAUGUUUGCACCUCGAAGCUCAACUUCCAUAGCCCCUAGCAAAGGCCUCAGCAAUGAGCCAGGGCAAAACAGCUGCUUUCUCAACAGUGCUCUGCAGGUUUUGUGGCACUUGGACAUAUUCCGCCGCAGCUUUAGGCAGCUUACAACUCACAGGUGCAUGGGAGAUUCCUGUAUCUUUUGUGCUCUUAAGGGCAUCUUUAACCAGUUUCAGUGUAGUAGUGAAAAAGUACUUCCAUCUGACACUCUUCGAAGUGCUCUUGCAAAGACUUUUCAGGAUGAGCAACGCUUCCAGCUGGGAAUUAUGGAUGAUGCUGCGGAAUGCUUUGAAAACCUCCUGAUGAGAAUUCACUUCCACAUUGCUGAUGAAAGCAAAGAGGAUAUCUGUACUGCUCAACACUGCAUUUCUCACCAGAAAUUUGCAAUGACGUUGUUUGAGCAGUGUGUAUGUACUAGCUGUGGUGCCACUUCUGAUCCGCUGCCAUUCAUUCAGAUGGUACAUUACAUCUCUACUACAUCUCUUUGGCUCAGUACUGGCCAGCAAAGUGGGAGGAGGAAUGGGGAUUCUAUGAGCUUUGGAUUUUGGGACAGCAAUCAGGCUAUUUGUAUGCUGGAAAAGCGAGAGAAACCUUCACCAAGCAUGUUUGGUGAGCUGCUUCAGAAUGCCAGCACCAUGGGGGACCUGCGGAACUGUCCAAGCAACUGUGGAGAAAGGAUCCGGAUCCGCCGUGUGUUGAUGAAUGCACCACAGAUUAUCACAAUUGGGCUGGUGUGGGACUCUGACCAUUCAGACUUGGCAGAGGAUGUCAUCCACAGUCUGGGCACUUGCCUUAAGCUGGGUGAUCUGUUUUUCAGAGUGACAGAUGACCGGGCCAAACAAUCUGAACUGUACCUAGUAGGAAUGAUCUGUUACUAUGGCAAACAUUAUUCCACAUUCUUUUUUCAAACAAAGAUUCGCAAAUGGAUGUAUUUUGAUGAUGCUCAUGUCAAGGAGAUUGGUCCGAAAUGGAAAGAUGUGGUAACCAAAUGCAUCAAAGGGCAUUAUCAGCCCUUGCUGCUGCUAUAUGCAGAUCCCCAGGGUACCCCAGUGUCUACCCAGGACCUGCCUCCUCAAGCUCAGUUCCAGUCAUAUACCAAGACGUGCUAUGAUAGUGAAGAUUCAGGGAGGGAGCCUUCCAUCUCAAGUGAUACUCGAACAGAUUCCUCAACGGACAGCUAUCCCUACAAACACUCCCACCAUGAGUCUGUGGUCAGUCACUUCUCUUCUGAUUCUCAGGGAACAGUCAUCUAUAAUGUGGAGAAUGAUUCCAUGUCUCAGAGCAGUCGGGACACAGGACACCUGACUGAUAGUGAAUGUAAUCAGAAACACACAUCAAAGAAAGGGUCCCUGGUAGAGCGUAAGAGGAGCUCUGGCCGUGUUAGGAGGAAAGGCGAUGAGCCCCAGGCCUCAGGGUACCACAGUGAAGGAGAAACACUGAAAGAGAAGCAGGCUCCCAGAAAUGCCUCCAAAUCAUCCAGCAGCACCAGCAGGCUAAGGGAUUUCAAGGAGACAGUUAGCAAUAUGAUCCAUAGCAAGCCCUCCUUGGCUUCACAAACAAAUGCAGGAUCUCCCUAUGUGGGCAGAGCAGGAGACCAGCUGGGCAAAAAACCUUCCAAGAACUUGCCUUUGCACUCUGGGGACUGGGAGAUGGAGAGUACCAGCAGUGAGUCGAAAUCCAGUUCUUCCAGCAAGUGCCGCCCAACAUGGAGACCUAAACGAGAGUCUCUGAAUAUUGACAGUAUUUUUAGUAAAGACAAGAGGAAGCAUUGUGGCUACACCCAACUUAGUCCUUUUUCUGAAGAUUCAGCUAAAGAAUUUACACCAGAGGAACUAAGCAAGCCACCUGCUUAUGAUAUUAAAGCUGGUGGACCAAGCUUGCAGUAUAAGCCCUGGGGCCCAGCCCGGCCUGGCUCUCACCUGUUAGAGCCGCAUCCUCGCCUCAUCCAGCGAAUGGAGUCUGGCUAUGAGAGCAGCGAGAGGAACAGCAGCAGCCCUGUCAGCUUGGAUGCGCCCCUGCCUGAGAGCGUGAAUGUCUGCAGGGAUCAAAGUGCAAAGAGAUUAGUUGGAUUUGUCCCUUCUUGGCGUCAUAUCCCGAAGUCUCACAGCAGUAGCCUCCUGGAGGUAGACUCCGCAGUUCCUCUGAGUGCCUGGACAAAGACUCAACCCCUCUCAGGUGAGGAGAUAUCCUCUAAAAGUGAGCUGGAUGAGCUACAGGAAGAGGUGACCAGAAGGGCCCAGGAGCAAGAGCUUCGAAGGAAACGGGAGAAGGAAUUAGAGGCUGCUAAAGGGUUUAACCCUCAUCCCAGCCGAUACAUGGACUUGGAUGAACUACAGAAUCAGGGGAGGAGUGACGGCUUUGAAAGGUCCUUGCAAGAGGCAAAUUCAAUAUUUGAAGAGUCGCUGCAUCUGGAACAAAAGGGAGACUGUGCUGCAGCUUUGGCUCUCUGUAACGAAGCUAUCUCUAAACUAAGACUUGCCCUGCAUGGUGCCAGCUCUAGCACGCACAGCAGAGCCCUAGUCGAUAAGAAGUUGCAAAUCAGUAUUCGAAAAGCACGGAGCCUGCAGGAUCGCAUGCAGCAGCAACUGUCAUCGCAGCAGCCGGUGCAGCCCUCAGCCUCUCUCCCAUCACAGGGGGGCGCCCUCCCUCAGCUGACAAGUGAACAGCCUAUCCCGCUCAAAGUAUUGUUAAGCCAGGAGGCCCAGCUGGAACCCUGCAAGGAUACAGAGUUUGGGGCCAGUUCUGCUUUCUUCCACUCACCUGCUUCCUGCCAUGAGUCACACUCAUCGCUCUUCCCAAAGUCACCUGCUCCAUCUGUUUCACAGUACAGAUCCCAUAGCAGAUCUACGUUGAUGUGUCUGACUUCGGUUGAGGUGGACAGCAUUGAUCCCUCUGCAUUCCACAGGCAGGGUUCACCUAAAUCAACAGGGAGGAUUGAGAUGAAUUCUCAGCAUGAAUGCCUGUCAUUGGAUGCUCUUGAGGAUAAGCUGCAAGGCCACAAGAACAAUAGCAUCUGCAGCAAGUUCCCUCCACAAGACGGAAGGGGCAUUGCUCAAGAACAGCUGUAUGAAGAAAAGAACCCUGCUGAUGCACUCUUGGAGAUGCCUUGGUCACACUCAACAGGAGAAGCCACUUCAGAGAGAGGCGAUCCACAUAGCCUAGGUUGUAGUCCUUCAAGUUCAUCAGUUCAGUCCAAUAUUCCCCCUUACAGGGCCUACCAUCCCAUAAUGCCUGCUGCUUCUUCUCCUGUGCUUCACUCUACUGAUCCUGUGCAGGAAACUAACCAGUAUCUCCAAGCCCAAAGCUUCCAAGCCUCGUUGUCUUCAAAAGUAGUUGGAGACAGUGAGGACCCCUGUAGGCCAGAGUUCCCUAGCACAAAGGGACUAGUGCGCUCAUUGGCAGAGCAGUUCCAGAAGAUGCAGGGUGCCUCCACACGGGAUGUUAUAGGUUUUCAUGACCAAGGUUUUCCAAAUGGUUUAAGGAAGGACUCUUCUCCAUCUGACCCAAUGCCUCCUUUUCCCCAGGGUCAAGGCAAAGACCACUCUCGAUGGGUAAAGCAACAGCCUUCUCUGGAUGGUAGGGAGGAACUACCUUCCUGGGAAGAAUCUGCUGACCAUCCUUCUUUUGCCAUGGACUCUGGGCUACCUAAUGGGGAGAUCUCUAGAAGAGGACAGUCCAGGUUGGCAGAGCCAGAUAUAUACCAAGGGAAGCUAUCCCAAGUGACUGAUGCUAGGCCUAAGGAACUGGGUAGCAGUAUCAACUUGGGGACAUCUUUGCCUUUGGAUUCCUGGGUAAAUGUCACAAGGCUCUAUGAUUCUCAGAUUAAACAUAGAGUUCCUGGGCCUGGAAUCCAGUCCUCCUCCCAUGACUCUCAUACCUGUGUAACCUAUCCAGAGAGAAAUCACAUCCUUUUGCAUCCACACUGGAACCAAGACACAGAGCAAGAGACCUCAGAAUUGGAGUCUCUCUUCCAGGCCAGUCUUCAGACCUCUCAAACUGGCUGUUCUGGAUGGAGACAGCAGAAUGUGGAUUGGCAGCCACUUAACCAUACAGGCUCUGCAGAUGGCAUGGGGAGGAGAUUGCACUCUGCCCCUGGUCUUCAUCUCUCAAAGACCCCGACAACAGAAAUGGAGCACGUUUUCCAUGAAACAAGCACUGUGCCUGCAUCUCAGGCUGCAGCUUGCCGAGGCCUCAGCAGGGAAUAUGGGGAGGAUGAACAGUACAGUGCAGAGAACUUUCGCCGCAUCUCACGCAAUCUCAGUGGCACCGUUGUCUCAGAGAGGGAGGAGGCACAAGUCUGUUCUCACAGUUUUGAUUCAUCAAACGUGAGGAAAAAGACUUUGGAAAUCGGGCACCAUUGUUCCAGCUCCUCUUCCCUCCCUGUCAUCCAUGACCCUCCUGUAUUUCUCCUUGAUCCCCAACUCUACCCUCCCCAAGCACAGUUCCUGUCCCCAGAUGUCCUGAUGCCCAACAUGACAGGGGAACCCUGUAGACCCCCAGGAACUUCGAGGAGUGUCCAACAGUUUCUGGCUAUGUGUGACAGGGGUGAAACUUCCCAAGGGGUCAAGUACACAGGAAGGACUUGGAACUACCGAAGUCUCCCCCAUCGUUCCAGAACUGAUGCUUUCUGGGCACCGUGGUCAGAGACCAACCAGCACGUUGGGGCCAGAGUCUUAACUACUCCAGCAUUCAAACCUCAGCUAACCCACACUGCCACAUUAUCAGAAAGAAGCCAGGGCCUUCAGGUUCCUCAUGCUCAGUCCCAGGGGGAUCUUUUCCAUUCACUCUCCCACCCUCCUGGUGUCCAUCCAAUGUCUCCAUCAUCCAGUAGUCUUCAUUUAGCCCCAAUGUCAGCUUGGAAUUUAGGUCCUGUUCUGGGGUCCCGAACACCUGGUCCUCGAAGAGUGGAUAUGCCUCCAGAUGACGACUGGAGGCAAAACAGUUAUGCCUCCCAGUCUAGGCACAGAAGGACAGGAGAGGAGAGAAUUCUGUUUGUUUUAGCAGAUGCCCCUGGAAGAGAGCAGAACAGGGCUAGAUUUUUGCAGCACAGCAGGUGGUAAGGGUCUUCUCUUACCUUUCCUGAGCCAUACACUAUUCUCUCCAAAAUGACUAGCAGAGUUAAUGUUUUGCAUCCCUGCCAUAAUCAUGCUAUUCUCAUCUCAACUUCGAAUUGGCAGUUUCCAUCCAGGCAGCACAUUUCUGCAAUCCCAGCAGUUGGGAAGUAGAGUCAGGAGAUCUUUUUUUUUUUUUCUUUUUGAGACAGGG